Melampsora larici-populina 98AG31 is the source of this 1107-nucleotide messenger RNA. RefSeq lists its product as uncharacterized. Gene Ontology annotation, molecular function: ubiquitin binding. The record is from RefSeq and is a predicted model, not a curated record. The annotation marks the transcript as partial. Gene Ontology annotation, biological process: mitotic spindle assembly checkpoint signaling. NCBI's taxonomy places the organism in Eukaryota, Fungi, Basidiomycota, Pucciniomycetes, Pucciniales, Melampsoraceae. Gene Ontology annotation, cellular component: bub1-bub3 complex; kinetochore; mitotic checkpoint complex. The transcript is spliced from 4 exons.
CCAGAAGAUGUGACUUCAUCCAUUAAAUUCCAUCCAAGCAAUCCAAACUUAUUACUCACAUCAUCAUGGGAUAAAACAGUCAAACUGUUUAACUUAUCAACCGAUCAUCAUUCGAUAGAUCCGAUUUAUGUUUAUCCACAUCCAUCACCUAUCUUAGAUAUCAGUUUUGGUUCAGGUAGGAAUGAAGGAAAAGCUUUUACAGGUAGUCUUGAUCGAGGGAUUAGAGAAAUCGAUUUAGAAAACAGUCCUAGUAGUGCUAGUAGUCAUUCGAGACCUAAUCGAGUGAUUUCAACUCAUCAAGACGCGGUGAAAUGUGUACAUUAUUCUACUCAGUUUGAUAUUCUGAUCACCGGAUCAUGGGAUCGUUCAGUGAUCCUUCAAGACCCUCGACUAUUCUCCUCCUCCUCCUCCUCCUCAUCAUCUUCUUCAUCUAAUUUAGUUUUACCAAACUUACCAUCCAAAGUUUAUUCUUUAGAUACAUCUGAAAAUAAAUUAGUAGUAGCUAUGGGAAAUCGAAAGAUAUGGAUUUGGGAUUUAAGAAAGUUAAAUCAAGUGGUAGAAAGAGUGGGAGAAGUUUAUCAAAAAGAAAGAGAAUCUUCUUUAAAGUUUAUGACUCGAUCUAUUAAAUGUAUGCCGAAUGGUCAAGGUUAUACUUCUACUUCGAUUGAAGGAAGAGUAGCAGUUGAAUUUUUUGAUACUUCAACUGAAAUCCAAUCCAAGAAAUAUGCAUUUAAAUGUCAUCGACAAAUGAUUGAUAAAGUAGAUACGAUUUAUCCUGUGAAUGCAUUAGCCUUUCAUCCUCAAUUCGGAACAUUUGCUACCGGUGGUGGUGAUUCAAUGGUUUCGAUUUGGGAUUCAGCAGCCAAGAAACGUUUAAGACAGUUACCUAAAUAUCCUGCUUCGAUCUCAAGUUUAGCAUUUAAUUGUGAUGGAACUAAAUUAGCUAUCGGUUGUUCUUUAAUUGACGAAGAAGGUACUGUACCAUCUAAAGCAGAUGGAAAUGAAAAUCCAUUAGAUGAAACGGCUACUGCUAAUCUUCCUAGGAAUGCAAUCUUUAUUAGAAGUGUGGUGGAUGAUUGUAAAGUAAGUUUGUCUUCAUUUAAUUGA